AUGUUUAAAUUUAAAUAAAUUACUUAAUUAAUUAUAUUAAUUAACAAUUUAUAAAAAAUAACAAUCAAUUUUCUAGCUUAUAAUUUUUAAAAUUUGAAAUUUACCGCUUGUUACGCGCACGGUGCGCAGUAUUCAAAUAUUACGCCGCGCAAGAGCACAUGCGCUGCCGUUGCAGGAAUUAAACAUUUUCGAUGCUACUGCAACGGAGAAUUUUAAAUAAUUGUGUUAAAUUAGUUAAAUUAUUUAACAGUUGAUAAUGUAGUUUAACAGUUUCGACAUAUAUAUUUAUUUUACCUAUGUAAUUUAAUUGAUUAAUUCUAUAAAUAUUGUUUUUAUUUUGAUCGCGAUAAAAAAAAAUUUCCACAAGUCAUAUGUGUAAUUAAUAAAACGUACAAUGAGAGUUGUAGUAUUGAUCGUAAUAAAUUAUUAAACUUAACCUAAUAAUUUAUAAAUAAAUAAACAGACAAUGAAUAUUCUGGAGCGAUGUCCGGGUAUGUACUGUGGCCGCGAACUGCUUCUUGAUGGAAAUUGGACCGACUGCGGUGCUUGUCCACGAGGAUUCCGUACCAAUUCAUCAUCAGCAUGUGUACCCUGUGAUGACAUGCUCAUUUUUUAUGACUGGCUGUACCUGGGGUUCAUGGCAUUGCUUGCACUAGUGUUGCACUGGUUCUGCAUUGACAUGGUGGCACUGAGACGUAACAUACCCCUAGAAGUAAUAGUUAUUCACUUGUCAGCUCUGUUUGAAAUUACAUGUGCGUCACUGAUUACCCUACAAGUGACUAAUCCUGUCGGAUCAUAUCAAGUAAAAUCAUGCAGGGCCAGAAAAUUAUCUGACUGGUAUACUUUGCUACACAACCCGACUCCAAAUUAUGAGAUUUCGCUGCACUGUACGCAGGAAGCUGUCUAUCCACUGUACACAAUGGUUUUUAUUUUCUACUCUCUCAGUGUAACCAUUAUGUUGUUGGUAAGACCCUUGCUCGUAAGAAGAUAUUUACCUAAACAAGGUAAAUAUUCUAUUUAUGCUGCUCUGUAUUUCUUUCCCGUUCUCACAUUAUUGCACGCGGUUGGAGGAGGAUUGAUAUACUACUCGUUCCCGUACAUUAUAAUAAUUUUAUCAGUCUUAUCAAAUGCAGCGCAUUUUGCAUUUAAAUUAAACCAGACAAUGAAAUCAUUAUUAUUAAGUUCAGUGUCAGAUGUCAGGAAUGUUAUUGUAAUUCUUGGACACUGGCUGUUGCAUGGAUAUGGAAUAAUGUCAGUUGCAACAUUACGCGGUGUAAAUAUCCAUCCCUCGAUGCUUCUUCUAGUACCUCUGCCGGCGUUCUUUUACAUACUUACCGCGAGGUUUACUGAUCCUCAUAAACUUCAUGCUGAAUAAUUUACGAGUACUAAUAUACAAGUAUCACUUAAGUUUAAUAAGACAAGUCUCAUAAUUAACUCGUAAACCUAUUGAUUACAAUGAUUGAAAUGACUUGUUUAGGACGGAAAAAAGAAGACAAAUUUCCUAUGGCUCCUUGGACCAACACCUGUACUUCGUACUCAUAUAAAAAAACUUGGCUUUGAGAUAAAAAAAAAAAUUUGUCU
Messenger RNA from Microplitis demolitor, 1581 nucleotides. RefSeq names its product JNK1/MAPK8-associated membrane protein. The coding region runs from base 467 to 1375 and encodes 302 amino acids. The transcript has 5 exons. The record is from RefSeq and is a predicted model, not a curated record. NCBI's taxonomy places the organism in Eukaryota, Metazoa, Arthropoda, Insecta, Hymenoptera, Braconidae. Gene Ontology annotation, cellular component: membrane. Gene Ontology annotation, molecular function: ubiquitin protein ligase binding. Gene Ontology annotation, biological process: response to unfolded protein.